Alternaria incomplexa is the source of this 3846-nucleotide messenger RNA. RefSeq lists its product as uncharacterized. Gene Ontology annotation, molecular function: protein binding. Bases 1 to 3846 code for a protein of 1281 amino acids. The record is from RefSeq and is a predicted model, not a curated record. The transcript is spliced from 4 exons. NCBI's taxonomy places the organism in Eukaryota, Fungi, Ascomycota, Dothideomycetes, Pleosporales, Pleosporaceae.
AUGGAGGACCGCGAAUCAAGCCCAGCGUCGUCGGUCGACUUCUACGGCUCUGAUGCGAAUCCUCCCCAGGCGACGCCUGCGCAGAGCGACGCGCCUGCCGCAAAGCGCAAGGCAGAGGAUGCGCCCCAUGAGCGUGAAAAGAAGCGCAAGCUCAGCAGCGCGAAGCCGCUCGUGAAGCUACCACCCGAGUUGUGGCAGCAUGUUUUCUCUUUUUGUUCGCUUGCAGAUCUCGGUCGAUUGAUCCAGGUCAAUCGAUCUUUCCUAUCCUAUCUCACAGACGUGCGCAGUUUGUCGACUUCAAAGUCGCAUCCUGGCCGUCUGCAUCUCCUAAAGUCCGAGUCGUUGUGGGCCUCUGCCCGCAACGCAAUGUGUACCAAGCCCCCGAAGCCGCUCCCUGGCUUCAGCGAGCUGCGCAUGUGGCAGCUGGCUUGGUCCAGGAGAUGUCAGUUCUGCAACAAGCUUGAUUCUCUGACUCCAGGCGAGCGCAUAUGGCAAAAGGGCCCCGGCAAAGAAGGUGUCCGCGUCAUUUGGCCCUUCGCCAUCAGAGCCUGCGGGCCGUGCCUGCUCAAACAAUGCCAGACCGACGCGAGCCUUCUCUUCUCGGCUGCCUCCGCCCUGCGGCCCGCCCUCCCGUUCGCCCUCCUCACCAGCGACCAGCACUACAUUCCGGCAUACACCCUGCAAUCUGCGAAUACACCCGCCGACAUCGACAUUGCCAAGUUCUACUACAAGAAGCAUGUCGAGGAAAUCACGCAGGAGAUGAACGAGGCCAUCAGCCGUGGCCCUGCAGCAGCUGAGGAGUGGUCCAAAGGACUCGAUGCUCGCGGAAAAGAACGCAUGAAAGUCGCCGAGAACUGGGAACGCUGGGAGGUCAAGAACCUGUGGCUGGAGGAGCACGAGCGUGCGAAGCGCGCUCCAUCUGCAGCUCCCUCGCAUGCCGCCACGUCACACAAGGACCCGUCCAAAUCACCCCCUCGUCGAACUCCCUCUCCCAUAAUUCAUGCUCCGGUUCCAGCGAGUAAGUAUACCUCUGCUGUCUCAUUUGCUGCCACACAUGGCGAUGCCUCUCGAUAUGUCAACAACACCUCUCCAGUCCCCUCCCUAACAGGUGUAGCACCAUCGUCGCAGCAUGCGCAAGCGCGACCGCCUACUGUUCCACCACAGGCUUUCACCCCUUCUGGCCAGAGAAACCUACACGAUGCAAACGAGGCCAAGGCGACCCGGAAAACCGACAUAGAACGCCGAUGUCAGCAAAUGGACCCUCCUAUCGCUCCCAACGUCUUGCGCCACAUGGACUCGUUCAAAGCGGCUAUCCAGAUUUCACAGCCAAUGAACGACUAUGCAUGGAGUGUGCUCCAACCCCGCUUGAUCGCUCAGCUCCCUGCUGCCCAACAAGCAGAAGCCGACCACGUGGCUCGGGCUGCUUCGUUUCCCACAAAAGCUGCCGACCGCCGCCACACGGACGCCAAUUCCAAGGAGGCCAGGGAAGUCAUGGACCGAGAGUGGGAAGAGUCGCAACGACCCAUCCGCGACAGACUCGAAGCCAUCGCCGACGACUUCAUUAAUCAGAGCUGGGACCAUGGCAGCGCCGUCACUUACGACAACAGCCCAAAGUUUGCGGCCGACCUCCUUGCUCACGUGCGCCGCACAUACUAUGCCGAGGAACCCGAACAGGACUCUGAUCAUCCCGGGCAACAUACGCAGCCUUCUACUGACAAUAUAACUACUAGGCCCAGGCUCGUCCUGGAUAACAUGAAAUGGGUGUACGACAACAAGAUCAAGCCUUUGACAGAACCAUUCCGGAAGGACAUCUUCCUGUGCCAUGGCGGCGGAUGCGAAUACAACAACAAGUACUAUGGUUUCGAGGGCGUCACGCAGCACUACGGAGCCAAACAUACUGCUGCCUUCAGUUCAGGAAACGUGGUUGUUGCAUGGAGAGAAGCCGAGUGGCCGGAGGAGACUCCCUUCCACCCAGAUCCUCUCUCUGUGAAGCAACCUCAACAUGGUCAUCAUCCCUCUUCUAGUACGAACGGGUUCGGUGGCUAUUUUGGCGGAUACUCACGCGCAGGGACAUCAACACCUCACAUGCCAACUCACCAUCCACAGGCGAGCCCUGGUCCUUACAACUAUGGAGGCCAGUACAAUGGACCAUUCGCUCCACCACAGGUUCCUUCUGGCUUCGAAUACCCCCAGCCAUAUGCGACACCAGUGGAUAUGUAUGCACAUCAAGCAAUGGGUCCUCCAGGUUAUGGUGCUCAUGCGGCCCAAAACCCUUACCUGACUUCUCCAGCGAUGAUCAACAAUGCCAUAGCUCCACCACCACCCAACAUGCCACCACCUAGCCAAGGAAUUCCUGAGAUCGCUCCUAGCGGUACAGAAGAUACUGGCCAGAGUACUAGCUCGUUUGACAAGCAAGUAAGUACCGUCAUCGACAUGACCCAAGACAUCUGGAAACGCACCUCGGGGAUCAAAGACAUGCCGAAUAGCCUCCGGAUCUAUGUUCUGCUGCAUCGCGUCAUCUCCAAGUUUCAUGUAGAGUUCAAUCAUGAACCGAACCUGAACCACUUCAUUGAUGCUCUGUCUAAUCAUGAGAUGCCAAAGGCUUUGAAGAAUGCACCAGGUCUCUCAUGCAAAGCUUGUCAGACGGGCGCUUCGCAUAACUUGGGAGGUUCCUAUUACUCCAAGUCGGAGGAAAGAACAACCUAUACUGUCCUCGGCCUGUUAUCGCACUUCAGGAGCCAGCAUCUGCCUUUUCAGCAACCAAUGCCUGGCCACGGAAUGCCUAUUGCCCCUCUGGACUGGAAGGAACACAUGAUCGAGCUUCCAAGCGAACGGUUCAUUUCUGGUCUCAUACACGCCCCAGGCAUGGAUGACGAGAAGCUGCUAAUGAUAGCGACCGUCUUUCCCAGCUUGUUUCCUAUGCCACUGCCUAAGAUCGGCGUGAUUGAUAGCCAUGGAUUAGCUUCUCCAGCCUCGUCAGGACCGAAGGAUUCAGACAAAACGACUGGUGCAGCCGAUGUUGCUGGUGAGGGAAUAGCACGCCCCAACUCUGUUAUGAAAGUAGCAGAAGCAAAUUCGGCGCUACCACCUAAACCGCUGGAGGCUGGUUAUGAGCCUGUUCGACCAAGCCUUGCCGGCGAAUCGAAUGAGGCGUCGGGCUCCAUGAACAGGAAACGUUCAUAUCGAGAAAGCUCCCCCGCAGAGCGUAGGCAGCACCAUUAUGCUGAGCCGCGAUACUAUCUGCCGAGGGAUCACCUUGAUGACGGCUAUCACCGCCCCCGGGAGUAUGUGGAGUACGCCCCCAGCCCAAGGAUCAUCCAUGCAGGUCCUACAUAUGAGGAUUACACCGGCCGCCGAACAGCGUUCCGCGAGCAAGAGCGAUUCUAUGGACCACCCGAGGACGUGGUCUACGCACAUCCGCGGGAAGGAAGCCACGGCAAUCGGGAAUACAGUGCCUAUCCCCGCCAGGCUCGAUACUAUGAAGAAGAUGAUCAUCGGCCCGAAUACCGGUUCAUGAACGAGCGUCAGUCAAGGGAUGCCAGUCCACCUCAGGGGCAAUCUGCAGCAGAUCGGUUCCUGGCAGAGAACGAACCCCCACAACCACAGCCACAGUCCGAAAAGCUCCUGCACCAGCAGAUGCAACAGCACCUGUUCGCCCACUUGCGCCCCCACAUCCUCGAGCUCCUUCCACUGUUUCCAACAACUCCCGAUAUGACGACUAUCAACCUAACGGGUAUCGGAUGCCAAUGUCUGGACCAAGCGGUCCGCCACGAAGGGCUGGACCUCAACGCCGAAGAGAUCGGCCUAACGAUAACCGGGGACCGUCUCGAUAUCAGCGAUACAUGA